AUGAGCGAAGAAAAAACAAAAAAUAUAAGUGAUAAAAUUGUUGUUGGUAUUGACCUCGGAACAACUAAUUCGUGCGUUGCCAUCAUGGAAGGAAGGAAUCCUCGAGUAUUAGAAAAUCCGGAGGGUAAACGAACUACUCCUUCUGUAGUAUCAGUUGAUAAAGAAGGAAAUAUUUUAGUAGGGGAAAGUGCAAAAAAUAACGCUGCUUUUAAUCCAGAUGAAACUAUUUUUUCUAUUAAAAGUAAAAUGGGGACUAAGGAGAAAGUUAAGCUAGGCGGUAAAGAUAUGACCCCCGAGCAAAUAUCGGCCAUUAUUUUACGUUAUUUAAUAGGUUAUGCCGAAGAGAAAUUAAAGAGUGAAUUGCAAGGAAAAAGUUUGGCAAGGGUGGUAAUAACUAUUCCAGCUCGUUUUGAAGAUGCGGCUCGGAAAGCAACUGAAAAUGCGGGAACAAUUGCUGGUUUAAAAGUCGAAAGAAUUAUUAAUGAACCAACCGCUGCUGCUUUGGCUUAUGGACUUGAUAGAAGCGAAAGAGACCAAAAAAUCUUAGUUUAUGAUUUAGGAGGAGGAACUUUUGAUGUUUCAGUUCUCCAGAUUACCAAAGGAAAAGAAGGUGCAACUUUUGAAGUUAUUUCCACAGCAGGUGAAAAAUUAGGGGGUGACAAUUUUAAUCAAAGGAUAUUUAAUUAUGUGUUAGAAGAAUUUAAGCGAAAGAAUAAUAUUGACCUUCUUGCUGAAAUUAAAGAAGAAGCGAAAAACGAAACUAUACUAAGGUUAAAGGCAGCCAGUGAAAAAAUUAAAGAAAAAUUGUCGGGAAAAUUAACUGAAAGAUUUGCAGAAGCUUAUAUUCCUUUGAAAAGUGGCAAGUUAGUUAGCAUAGAUAUUGAGAUUACACGAGCUAAAUUUGAGGAUUUAACUAAAGACUAUAUGAAAAAAACUCUUGAAAAAGUGGAGGAAGCGCUUCGUGGAGCUGAGAAAAAAGAAGGAAAAAAAAUAGAAAUUGAUCAAAUAAUUUUGGUGGGAGGUUCGACUCGGAUGCCAAUGGUAGAAUCUCUUAUUAAAAGUCGGUUUGGUGAGAAAAAAAUUAAUAAAUCAGUUAAUCCGGAUGAAGUAGUUGCAGUAGGUGCGGCAGUACAAGGAGCUAUACUGCGUGGUGACAUUAAAGAUGUACUUUUAUUGGACGUUACUCCGCUUUCAUUAGGGAUUGAGACCGAGGGAGGUAUUUUUACUAAGUUGAUUGAAGGUAAUACUACUAUUCCAACUAGGAAAUCUGAGAUUUUUUCUACCGCUGUAGACAACCAACCUAGCGUUUUUAUUCGUGUUUAUCAAGGAGAAAGGGCUCGAGCUCAAGAUAAUAAGUUAUUGUCAGCUUUUGAAUUAACGGGAAUUGAGCCAGCACGGCGCGGUAUUCCACAAAUUGAAGUGAUUUUUGACAUUGAUGCUAAUGGGAUCGUUUCAGUUUCUGCUAAAGAUAAAAAGACCGGUAAAGAGCAGUCGAUAGUUAUUAAAGAUAGCCAAAGUUUAAGUGAGGAGGAGAUUAAAAGAAUGAUCAAGGAAGCGGAAGAAAAUCGGACUAAAGAUGAAGAGUUAAAAAGUAACUUGGAAACGCUGAAUCGAGCUCAGGCUUAUUGUUACACUUUUGAAAAACAAAUUGAAGAAUUUAAAUCUCACAAAAAUUUCAAGGAGGAUGACCCUCAAUUCCAAGAAUUUAAGAAGUUAUAUGAAGAUUUAAAAAAACUAACUGAAGAAAAGAAUUAUCCAGAGUUGAAGAAUCAACUAAACAAAGUUGAUGAACUAAUGAAACUUUCUAACGAAUUGAUGCAAAAGAUGCCAAAAGAAGGUAAUGAUGAAGAGGUUAUUGACGUUGAUCCAAAAAAAAAAGAUGAUGAUAAAAAAUAG
Ambispora leptoticha is the source of this 1896-nucleotide messenger RNA. The record is from the annotation of a GenBank genome assembly. NCBI's taxonomy places the organism in Eukaryota, Fungi, Glomeromycota, Glomeromycetes, Archaeosporales, Ambisporaceae.